AUGGUGGGGGAGCUGCAGAACAACAGGGCCGACCUCACCGUGUCCGAGCUCUCCAUCACGGCCGAGCGCGCCAGAGUCAAUACCUGCACUCCUGAACCUCGCAGCCCCAAUUGCCAAAUUUUUCACGACGUUUGGAUUAAUAAUAUUGCGAAGGACUCGAGCAACCUCGCGGCCAAUUACACAGACGGACUACACAAGGCUCUCCAAGGUCAGUAUGUGUUCAUCGGCGUGGGGGUGACCACGCAGUACUUCUUGCGGCAGCUGCCAGCGUCACAGGCCUGCAAGAUCAAGGCGCUGCCCGGCACUUACCUUCAAGUCGGCAUCGCUAUUGGGCUACAGCACCGGUCACCCUUCCAGCCUUCCUUUGAUCUCAGCCUGCAGAAAUUUCGUGAGCUCGGCCUGCUGCACAAGCUCGCCAAGAAGUGGCUGGCCAAGGAAAUGUUUUGUGAGGACGACAGCCUCGUCGUUAUCGACAUCAUCGACGUGUCGAGCCUCUUCGUCCUUCUGCUCCUCGGCAUCGGACUGAGCAUCGUCAUCUUUGCUGUAGAGAUCAUGAUGCGAAGCACUCAUCGUCGCCAACGAAAUAAAAAACCCAUAGAGGAAAUUUGA
Messenger RNA from Hyalella azteca, 609 nucleotides. RefSeq lists its product as uncharacterized. The record is from RefSeq and is a predicted model, not a curated record. Lineage: Eukaryota; Metazoa; Arthropoda; Malacostraca; Amphipoda; Hyalellidae. The coding region runs from base 1 to 609 and encodes 202 amino acids. The transcript is spliced from 4 exons.